Molecule: messenger RNA, 4358 nt
Organism: Planococcus citri (citrus mealybug)
Lineage: Eukaryota; Metazoa; Arthropoda; Insecta; Hemiptera; Pseudococcidae
Exons: 2
Coding region: 2678-4063 (461 amino acids)
Source: RefSeq, a predicted model, not a curated record
CCCGGAUCAGCACGAUCAAUCUUAUUGUAAUCUUGUGUUUCAUCUUAGUAACAAGUGCGUUGAAUCUUUUUUAAAAAAGUCAAAAUGAAAGCUGCUCUGUUCGGUGUUUUCGUUCUGGUAUUUGUGGCGUCCACCUAUGCCCAAUCCCAAAGCGGUUCCCUUUCCGUGUACAAUAGCGGUGGAUAUGUUGCGAAAUUUACCGUCAAUUACCUCCUUAAUGGCCAAAGAAAAACCGAAGAUUCAGGAAAUUUCUCAUUGGGUGUCACCAAGUCCAUACUACUUCCUGCCGGAGCUAAAGACAUAAACAUGAAAACCGAAAUAUACUGGUUCCCAGGACAACUCAGCACCGUUUUCAACAAACAUUACGAUGGACCAGUUCAAGAGUGCUUCAAGAUUUGGGGUACCACCCUAAACCCUAAAUGGGACUCCAUCACCUGUUGAACGUAAAUAUUUACCUAUACAUCUUGCACUUCAAAUAUUAUUUUCAAUAGAAAUAUUACCAAUAUGUUAACAAUAUGAAAUUAGGCAUAAACGAAUAAAACUUUACGCAAUUCAAACGAGUGUUUAUUUAAUGCGUUUUAAAAUUUUUAAAUUAUAUGAUAUUUCAUUAACAUUUUUUUGUUGACUACAACAACAAAAAUUAGUGUAUUUUUUUAUUGAAAAAUUUUCAAAACAAAUCUUUGGUAGUUCGAUCUAAUAAUUUUUUUUAACACAUGAGAAAAAUACUGUUUUUCGAAAAUUUUGAAAAUCGAUAAAAAAAUUCAAUAUACUUACAGCCAUAUUUUCUUCGCUUAAAUAUCUACAAUUACACAGUCUUCUUCCGUUAUUCUCCAAAGGUUAAAAACAAUUUUCAGCAGAAAAAAAUGAAAAAUUUGGUUUUUGAUGUUUAAGUAUGGUAAGUAUGUUUUUUUUUCAAUACGGGGCUUUCAUGUAUAAUACCUACAUCUUCGAUUACAAGAAUUAAAUUAAAAAAUGUAUGAAAGGUUUGAAUUUUUCAAAUUUCAUAGAAAUGGGUAUUUUACGUACCAUACUUAAAGGUAGACUUUUAAAAUCAGUUGAAUUAGGAGGAUCUAAAACGAGUCAAUAUGCACCAAUUGGUAGAUAAGGUAACUUCAAGUAGGUGUACAAGUGUACAUGUAAGCUGUUGGAUAUAGGUAGGUAUCCAAUUUUUGGGAUUUCAAAAAUUUUAUAUUCAUAUUCAUGUUUUAAAUAUAACAUUUUGUUUCAUUUUCCAUGAUUUUUAAAAAUCGAAAAAUGAACUUUGGCGAAUAAAAUGAGAAGUUGAAAAUUUUCGGCAAGUGCUUUUUCAUUUUAUUGAAGUUCAGUUGAAGUAGAAUUGAUUAAAACGUUUCGAUUUUCAUAACGUUGAAAAAACAUGGUGAACUGACCAACAAAAGAAUCUUUCAUUGUCAGUGAUCUAUUUCACAUUUUUUUUUUUUUUUCAUAGAACUAUUUAAAAUCUUGAAAAAACUUCUAUUGUAGUUAUGUAGGUACGCAUGUAUACGAGUACAUUGUAGUCACCAUUGCGUUUUGAGAACACUUUCGGCUUGAGUGAGAAAAAAAGUUUAGGGCCCAUUUUCCCUAAAUUAUAAAAUCUUGAACGGUUUCAUUAUACGAGUAAUUAAUGCACUCCUAGUACAAGUCUGAAAAUUCUCUAUUUUAGAAACAUUCUUGUAACCAUCGUAUUUCGAGACUUAUUUUCGUCAUGGGUGCAACAAAAUGUAUUUGUAAGAAUUAAUAUUCGAAAGUUUAGCCUCUAAAAGUACAUUUUCUCACCUAUUAAUAUCUAAAAUGAACCUCCAAAUGAGAUCAUUUAGGUCACCUAAUGUUAAAAUCCGAAGAAUAUCAGAGUUGAACAUCACGAAAUAAUAUCUGAGCACUUUUGUAAUUGACGGAAGUGAUGGAUAAUAAAUUAGCCUAAUCAAGAAUUCAAUUCCAUGUCAUUAAUUACCACACAAUAUGGAUAUUAAUGUGCUCAUUUUUGCAGAAUAAUAUUCUAAGAAAUACAGGUGCUACUCGUAUGGUGUUUUUUUCAAACAUCCAAUCCUAAGUCCAAAAAUCACAUUAAAUCGGAAAAAAAAUUAUAAAAACUCGCAUCAACCAAAUGUCAAUCACAUUGUGUAUAUGUACUUCAUAUUUGUAACAAGUGCGAUGAAUCUUUAAGAUAAAUCAAAAUGAAAGCUGCUCUGUUCGGUAUUUUAACUUUGGUAUUAGUGGCGUCCACCUUUGCUAAAAGCAAUAAUUCUAUUUCUGUGUACAACGGUGGUGGAUUUGUGGCAUCGUUUCGUAUCAAAUACAAUCUCAACGGUAAUAAGAAAGAGGAAUGUUCGGGAGAUUUCUCACUGGGUGUCACUAAAUCUGUAAGAAUUCCGGAUGGAGCUACCAACGUGGACGUAAAAUGCGACGAGUAUUGGCUCCCGGGUCAAAAAAGCACAAUUUUUACCAGCAACUUCGACGGACCGGUUCAAAAAUGCUACAAGAUUUGGGGUACCACUCUCAACCCACAAUACGACAUCAUACCCUGCCAAUCGUAAAUGUUUCUAUAGUAGGUACCAAUAGCCGGGUUCGAUUACGCGCCUUUAGGGAUAAAACUGUACCUAAAUUCUGCAAUCUGUUAAACGGAGUACACAAUAUAAAUCGAGCCUGAUGUCUAAAACCCUAAAAAUCCAAUUAUUUAAUGCCAACGGCAGGCGAAUAUAAACAUGAACCCUCCGGAAUACCUUGCCACUGCUAUGUAAGACGUCGACUUCACCAUUCAACUUGUAAAAAAUCCUGUUUACGUAAGCAAUCCGACAGCUCGUCUCAAUAUUCCGAUAGUAGGUCGAAAAAAGUCACUUUCAAUCCGAUUUUACGUAUACGUAGCUACGAAAAUCAACAAAAACCAGAGCCAGAAUCCAGUCCACUUUUAAACGACUCUGAACAACCAACAGGCGCAAUCAAGUCGCAAAAUUACGAUGGUUCGCCGGAUACAAAUGCACUAUGCAAUAAACUGACAUCGUUGUUCGGUUUAAAUCAACAAUGCAAAUCAUUCCACGACGACAAAAAAAUCGGCCGGUCAUCACCUAGAGAUCAUAAUAACGCUGUUGAUCCAGACGAUAAAAUGCACUCGAAAAAAUUCUGCCCCAUAUGCGAAUCAAAACGAAACAAAUCUCCUGUGCGAGGAUACCGUUACCAAAAAACUCGAGAAAGGACUCCAUCGCCUUGUGGGUUCCAUCAACAAUAUCAGGCUGCAAAGGCAACGCUAGAUCAAUCGCAAAACAAAAACAAUGCUACGAGUACUCCAGCCAAUACUCCCACAUUUCCAACCGGCAGCAAAUACCACGUACCUAGACGAUUAUUUCGACAAGAUUCGUUAAUCAAUUCUGCGGGAGAAAUUUCGUCACAGAAAGACAGCUCUGCUGGGUACGAGAAUAUGAAUAGUCUAACGUACGAUAGCAGGCCUUCAGGUGAACAGGAUGGUUCGUCUGUGUACAUAAACGGAGAUACGGAUAAAAAUCCUCGUCCUGUUUCUAUAUUUAUAAAAGGUGAUCGAGAAGAAAAUAAACUCGAAGAGUACAUUUACGAAGUACCCAUUAAUAACAAAAACGAGCAACCCGAAUACGAUUACAUAACCAUUAAUAAUACCGCCAGGAUGCAACCUGAUUCGCAGAAUAAUACAACUGAGAGUUCGCAUUCGUUUACACGUCUGAUUAAACAUAAAACUGAAGCAGACCUUACUUCUACAAACAAUCCAAAUUACACGUUACGUCCAAAAAACCCGGCUCCUCGAUCAGCACCCGAUUUACAAACUGUAACGAGCCCAUACGAUGUCCAAUUGGUCAGCGGACGACCCCAACAUCCGAUUCCAACAGAUGACGAACAAGUUGAAAUGUACGCUGCAUCUGGUACAUUAGAUAAAUCCGAAUUGAACGCCUAUAAUAGAUUAGCUAAAAAUAGUUCUCCUUUCAUUGAUAUAUUGAAAAUGACUCCAAUUGCUUUUUUCUGGACUGGUUGUGCUUUUUUGAUCGCUAUGGGGUACGUAUUCUUAUUCUCCUGUCCUUAUGAUCAAAACAACCAGCGGUGAUCUACUCGAGAAACUUUCUAAUCACAUUAAUAUAUAUGAAAAAAUAAUUUAAGGAAUUAAUCGUUACUAUGAAUUGUUAUUACCUACAUUCAGAACAAUGUAGGAUAUACUUGUUAAUUCGUAGGUUAUAAAAUGUUUAUCAUUACGUAACCAGCAUUUCUGACUAUUUUGUAAUUUUACCGUACAAACAACAAAAUUCACCUUGUAUUUUCUUGAAAAUGUAAAUACCAAUAAUAUUUCAGCAACAUAACGUAUAUUAAAAUUAUUCGUAUGCAAUAAAAUAGUACUUUCUGAA